CGCCCUCCUCACUUUGGGCCACUUCACUUUUCUCUAAUUCCGACUAAGAAAAUCUAAUCCUCUUUUUUUUCUUCUUCAGCGCCUGAGCGCCUUUCGCGGACUAAAGCGUUUGGCGAGGCGCUGCCGAGCUAACUGAGCUUUUCAGUCUCUCUUGUGAAAAAAAAUCCCUCUCGAAUGACAGCCCGAAAGCGGAGUCUCUGCAACCGGAGCCAGAAGCAGAUCCAGAGGCUGUCCCAGAGCCGGGGCAGGAGGCAGGUCGAGCCGUGUUGGCUGCAGAGUUUAGGAGCUACACUCGAAUCUGAGCCACAGAAACAAACCUGCAGGAUUCACAUCGACUGAAAGCAGAACAGUCCCUGGAGGCAGGGCGAACUCGCCUCUCUCUCCUCCUCACCUCUCCCCUUUUCACCCCAAAGUUUGCUGUCAGACAUUUCAAAUCCGACAUCUGUCCACAGACUUUCAUUUGAAAAAAAAACUUUUAAAAUUCUCUCGUGAAACCGUCUCUCCUCAGAUAGGGGGGAAAAAAAGUCACUGAGACCUCAGACCCGGACACCAUGCAGAAAUGGCCAUUCGCUGUACACUGGUAAACUGUACGUGUGAAUGCUUUCAGCCAGGAAAGAUCAGCCUACGGACCUGUGACCAGUGCAAACAUGGCUGGGUGGCACAUGCAUUGGACAAGCUCAGCACCCAACACCUCUACCAUCCAACUCAGGUGGAGAUUGUUCAGUCCAAUGUGGUGUUUGACAUCAGCAGCCUAAUGUUGUAUGGAACACAGGCUGUUCCAGUGCGCCUCAAAAUUCUUCUUGACCGUCUCUUCAGCGUGCUGAAACAGGAGGAGGUGCUUCAGAUCCUUCAUGGCCUGGGCUGGACUCUCCGAGACUAUGUCCGUGGAUACAUCCUUCAGGAUGCUGCAGGCAAGGUGCUGGACCGCUGGGCUAUCAUGUCCCGGGAAGAAGAGAUCAUUACCCUCCAGCAGUUUCUGAGAUUCGGAGAAACCAAAUCCAUUGUGGAGCUGAUGGCCAUCCAAGAAAAAGAAGGGCAAGCUGUGGCUGUGCCGACUUCAAAAGCAGAUUCUGAUAUCAGAACUUUUAUAGAAAGCAACAAUCGGACGAGGAGCCCUAGCCUCCUGGCUCAUCUGGAAAACAGCAACCCUUCCAGCAUCCACCACUUUGAAAAUAUCCCCAAUAGCCUGGCAUUCCUACUUCCAUUCCAAUACAUAAAUCCCGUCUCCGCUCCUUUACUCGGCCUACCCCCCAAUGGUGUCAUGCUUGAGCAGAGCCUGAGGUUGAGAGAACCCAACCUUCCUAUCCAGAAUGAGCACGUGGAGAGCAGUGAGUCAGAAGUUUCUGUUUCGCCUUUUCGAACUGACCAAACUAGCAGCAGGAACGCCCUCAGUAGCAUUAUCAACAUUGAGCCCAAGACAGAGCAGAGCAGGUUGUCUCCAAUCCAUACACCAACAGCUCCCACAAAUGACCUGGUCAAGACUGACAGCUCUAAAAGUACUGUUCUGAACUCAAAAAUUCAGAGGAUGAAGAGAAUUGGACUGACCCCAAGAAAGGGCAGAGUGGUCUGCAAUGCCUGUGGUAAGACUUUUUAUGACAAAGGUACCCUCAAGAUCCAUUAUAAUGCUGUGCACCUGAAGAUUAAGCAUAGGUGCACAAUUGAAGGCUGCAACAUGGUUUUCAGUUCCCUGAGAAGCCGCAAUCGUCACAGUGCCAAUCCCAAUCCACGUUUGCACAUGCCAAUGCUGAGGAACAACAGAGACAAGGACCUCAUCCGAGCCACAUCUGGAGCUGCCACUCCAGUCAUAUCCAGCAUCAAAUCAAACUUAAGUCUCACAUCGCCAGGGCGACCAUCCAUGGGCUUUAAUUCCUCUUCAGUCGAUCCUGUCCUUCAGAACCCCCUGGUUUUCCCUCCUCUUAAGACAGUGGAACCUGUCCCUCCAUUUUACAGGAACUUGCUGACAUCGGGAGAAAUGGUGAGCCCUCCAACAUCGCUCCCAUCCAGUCCCAUAGUGCCCACCCUCGAACAGCCUUGCGCCCCCGAGCUAAAUCCACCCAUGGCUCAGGAAUUGGCAGCUGACCUUGCCCCCAAGAAAAAGUCUCGCAAAUCGAGCAUGCCCGUCAAGAUUGAAAAGGAGGUGAUUGACACGGCUGAUGAGUUUGACGAAGAUGACCAGGUGAACGAAAAUCAUGUCAACGAUUGCAUCCAGGACGAGGAAAUGACUGAUGCAAAUUGUCAUAAAGAAAUGAGUCCGAACAUUCAUAUGCAUAGCAGCAGGAAAGCGGAUGAGGAGAGAAGCCUUGGUGGGUUUGAAGAUAAGCAAAUGGGAAGCAUCACUUCAGAGGAGCAGGAGCAUGACCGUGACUUUGAGGAUGAAUCUGAAGGCUCCGAGUCUAAAAUGUGCGACAAUCCCACAGAAAAUGAUGAGCAGGCACACCGAGAAAUAUUUGAUAAGGAGGAAAUGUCAAGCAGCAAGCCUGAAGACAAAGACUGUGUUUCCCCUCAACCACAGACUAUUAAAAUAAAAGAAGAGUUCACUGACCCAACCUAUGACAUGUUUUACAGUAUCAGCCCGUACGGCUUAUACAAUGGAGGAGGAGGAAGCAUUGCUGCCCUGCAAGAAGGCUUCUCUCCUUCAAUGGGAUACAGCAGUCCCCAGAAAUACUCACCAGAAAGUGAACUCUGCUCCAGCCCUGAUCCUAAGAUCUGUUAUGUCUGCAAGAAGAGCUUUAAAAGUUCAUACAGCGUGAAGUUACACUACAAGAAUGUUCACCUGAAGGAGAUGCACGUUUGCACAGUAGAAGGUUGCAAUGCAGCAUUCCCAUCCCGCAGGAGUAGAGACAGGCAUCUCAUACACAGAAUACCGCACAGACACAGCGCCAACAUAAACCUUCACCGUAAGCUUCUGACCAAAGAACUGGAUGAAAUGGGCUUGGAUCCAGCUCCACCUCUUGCCAAGGAUCUCCGAGAAGAAUUCUUGGCCAAGAUCUAUGGAGGGCACCAUGGAAUUGGGCUAGAUAUGCGGGACGAAGCCAGUUCACCAGGAACGGAAGAUUCUCACACCAAUGGCUAUGCAAGGGUCACAGCAGAUGAUUACAUGGUGUUGGAUCUCAGCACCACUUCUAGUGUUCAAUCCAGCAGCAGCAUUCACUCUUCACGGGAAUCAGAGGCAGAAAGUGAUGAGGGGAUUCUGCUGGAUGAAAUAGAUGGGGCCAGCGACAGUGGUGAAUCCACUCACAGAGCAGAGGCCCAGUCCCAAGCUGCUGGUUCAAGUCAUGAAGUCCUAGAAGCCUCCUUACUGCAGGCAGCAUCAACUAGCAAUGGUGGAAUCAUGUGUAUUAUCUGCCACAAAAUGUACAGCAACAAGGGAACUUUGAGGGUUCACUAUAAGACAGUCCAUCUCCGUGAAAUGCAUAAGUGCAAGGUCCCUGGUUGCAACAUGAUGUUCUCCUCUCUGCGGAGUCGGAAUCGACAUAGCCAGAACCCUAACCUACACAAAAAUGUUCCUUUCACCUCCAUAGAUUAAUGCAGGUCUCUACUCCAGGUGGCCCUGAUCUAUGGAAACUGCCAAGCCUUUUUGACAUCAGGUGCUUACUCUGCAGUUUUGCUCUCUAACCUGGGGUUCGGACCCAAGGAGCAAUUGUUUCAGCUCUGUAGAUUGAAACCCCAGCUCUUAUUGAAAUGCUCACGCUUAAUUCAUCUCCAAAGAGACAAUUUGAACUAAUUGUGACUGUUGCCUGCAAAAUAAAAGUACCUUCUUAUUGUCAUUGUGUACUAACUACUUGUCAGCUUUUGAAAGAAACUUUGAUUGAGCAUGGCGGCUUAUUUUGUAAAUAUUGUGCCCUUAAAAGGCCAAUGAUGUAAAUCUAUUAUACUGUCAUCCUGAUAAGCCAAGGCCCUCUUUUUUAUAAUCUUUGUGCUUUGUGAAAUUUCCAAAAUCAGCAACAUAGAACUUGUAAAGUAAAAAUUCCCACUUGUUUUAAUUUGUCACACAGCAUCAGGGUAUGUCUCCUGAGCAGAGUUUGGGCAUAUGAUGCCAUUUUGUAACUUUACUCUUUACAUCCAUAAAGUUAUAUAACCAUAAAAUUAGAGCCAGACUGUUUGGGAGGUGAUGUCAGGAAACACUUCACACAGAGAGCAGUAAAAACCUGGAACUCUUUCUCCGAAUAAGCUGUUGCAGUUUAGUAACGGUGGGAUGACUGGGGAUGUUCAAUUGGAAAUAUUGGAAUAAAGAUUGGUAGUUUAUCAUAAGGCAGGGGUCUGAGCAUUACAGAAUCAAGGCAGUAGGUGGAGUUGAGGUACAGAUAAACAGUAGUAUAACACACUGUUUGAAUAGACACAACGGACUGAAUGGCCUCCUCUUGUUGCUUUGUUCCAUGUGAGUUAAAAUCAGUCGAUUUUUCAGCUGUCAUUGUGUCCCUAUUUAUAAGUAGAACAGCUGGUCUGGCCUUUAUUAUGUUUAAAAAUACUGCACUGUCUUUUGUGAACUUCUUCAUGGGUCUCUCCUUAAAGACAGGUACAUUUUAUUAAGACGUCCUCCGAGUUGAGAAUACAUUAGUACCCAUCUCUAACCUGUUACACCCUGGAACCUCCUCAGCCCUCCAAUCUUGCUAAUAAUAAUAAUCACAUCUAUGUAAGUCAAAUUUCAUAUUGGUGUCCCUGCCUUCAAUUAGCUAGGCCCUUAGCUCUGGAAUUCCCUCUCUGAUUCUCUCGCUCCCUCUCUUUCAGAUGCUCCUUAAAAUCAAUUUCAUUCUUCAAGCUUUUGAUCAACCCCACUAAUAACUCCUUGUGUGGCUAUGUAUUGAAUUUCCAUCUGAUAAAACCCCUGUGAAGUGCUUUAGGAUUGUUCGCUAUGCUGAAGGUGCUUAAUAAACACAGGUUGUUGCUGCAUUUCAAAUCUGCCCAUUAGGAAACGUUUGUCAGAUAUGAGAUGUUAGCAUAUGCCAUCAUUCUCAGGUAUUCUAUAAAUCAGAGAUUCCGAUGGUAGUGCUAAUCUAUAUCAAUUUGGCUAUUGAUGAAUAGGUCUUUGCAUACCUCCUGAUCCUUCCUGCCUCUUUUUGAUCACAAUAUUUUUUCAGGGGUGUUGGGCUUUUGUUUUCUCUGCAAAGGAUACAAAGACAGUGAAAUCAGCAGUCUCAAUGACACUUGGUCCUUUUAGAAUGUAUUGCUCAAUAAAAGAGCACCAAGUUGCUGAGGAAGAUUUAUGGAACUCACAAAUUAGAUCUGUUACACUCUUCUAGUAUGUCACCAACCAUUCAUGCAAUUUGUAAGAUGUGAACAGUAAAGUUAGAGUCACUAGCUCGUUGUGAUCAGACAAAGCUCUGUGCCCAUUAAUUUACAGGGAUGUGCAUCUAACAAUAGUAAACUGUCAAUAUCAAGGAAUUUGGAACAGUGGUUGCUAUACCCCUGCUGCAUGACACCUUUUUGGAAAUAUUUCUUUUCAAUAUAUAUAUUAGGAAAAGCAAAUCAUUAAACUUUUCAGAAAAUCUCCCAACAGUGGACCCAAGACAGAAAUGUAGAAAUGUUAUGGCUUUACUACAAACACUUGACAGUUGGGAAAUUCAAAACAAUGCCUUCAUGUUAAAAAGUAAAUCACAAAAGAAACAUUACAGUUGAUAUUAAUUGGAUUUAGUUCUACAUGAAUAUUUGAGUGUCAAAUUGGAGUAGUUACCAGAGUCCAGGUUCCCAUUCCAAAAGGAUUCUCAGAGUUAACUCAUUAGAACAGGGGAUUCAAUUUUAAGAUCAAGAAACAUCAAAAUAGUUUCUUCCUUAUUAAUACCUUCCAACAUUACCUCGGUGGUCUCUUGUCCUUCCUCCCUGACCUCUUACCCCACCUCUUUGGCUGCUGACCCUACUUCCUUGACCUCUGAAUCUACUUCCCCAACUUGUCCUACCUCCUAACCUUUCGCCCUCAAUCCUUCAUAUCUUACCAAAUCCUUUGGUUUCUCAAGAGACCCCUUGUAUCUCUUACUUCAGUCGUCUUCUCUGAUGACUUUGUUUUCCAUGCACCUAGAAAUGUAAGUCUUCAACCUGAUUCACAGCGAUGACUCAUUUUAACUAUGCCCCUCAUAUUUAAUUAUUGCAGACAAUUCUAUCUUUGCAGAAUAUAUCUUCCAAAGGAAGUUUGGUUGUUAAAUGUAGAAUUGAAGGUGUUCAUUUGGCCAAAACCGUUUUAUUCCAUUCCAAGGAAUAUAGACCAAAGGUCAAGCCCAUCGAAAGUAAUUGAUGGUUGAGGAACCUAUUAUUACAGGGACCUCUGCACUAACAGCUCGCUUAAGAAGGAUGCUUUCUUAAAUAAAUUGAAAUAAGGCCUUUGGCUCAUCAGUAUUACACUCUUAUUGAUGGUUGGUUGUUUGAUUCUUUUUUUGUCCUGUCAGAGUGUAAAAUCUUGGGGAAAGAAUUCCUGUUACUGAAGGUUCGGAUGGGUGUGAAAAGCAGACUGUUCAUGAGCAGUUUGACCCUUCUCGCUUUUCUUUGUUAUUUUCGCUGUAAAACAAAAUAUGAUGAAACUCAGCUUGUUUAAUUACUUAUUGGAAACUCGGCAUGGAACUGCUGGCAUGCUGCAGUAUCCUGUCAGAGAGCAUAAAUAGUGUCUGUCGUAUUAGUACUUGAAUUCAGUCACGCGCUUUCAGCAUUUUAUGAUAAUAUAUGUCAUGUCAUUUAUACAAUUCUCGUUCUUAGCUACCAACCUCGCCCUCAUUGGUGUCACGCCCCGUCCCUGCCCCAAAUGUAUAGGAGGUCCAUUCAGUUCCAAAAGAUAGCCCCCAUUGUGACCAGCACAUGCCUUGCUGAAAAGCCAUACGACAAAUAAGCUUGAGUAUUAUUUUACAGACUUAUUUUAAGUACUGCUGGCUUUGUACAGGCUCCGAAAGAUGAUCGCAAGCCGUUUAAAAAAAACACACGACCUGUCAUUGUUGGGAUGCAAUCGCUUAAAUGCCGAGAGCAAAUAUUUGUCCGAAAACAAAAUCAAAAUUCGGGAGGCCUGCAGGUUCCGAAACUAAAAAUCACUGAAGAACUUUGUAAGCGUUGAGCUCUUGUUGCGCGCACACUGGCCGAUUACAGAGCGUGGAUUUCGAAUAAUGUAAGAGACAUUUGGGGUCAUUCUCCAGUAAAGGUUCUCGCGAUGUGACAAAUUUUGAUCACAGUUGGAUUGCCCAAAGAACUGUUCUGUUGUUUCCGGGAGCUUAAUUUUUCAUUGAGUAACACUCAACAGAGGAGGGGUAUUUUUAAUCAAUUUCUUCCUAACGACGAACCCAAACAUAAAUGUUUCUUUUUCAGUGGGAUCUGUGGUAUAGGGCAGAGUGUUACAAUUAAAGAGUGUUGUAGAUUGCAAUCUAUAUUACAUGAACAUGUAAAGCAUGCGUUAACUGAAGUAUUACAAAGUGGGAAAUUUCUUGUCAGCGCCCAAACACUGACUUAGAACUGGAGAAUGACCCUUAAACAAAGGAACCGUGGAACUGUUCUUAAUUCAUAAUAUUUUGACUUUAAAAUCGAUUCUAAUAUGUAUUGUAUACAUUAAUGUGGUUAGUAGGAACAGGUAACAACAUCAAAACAAAGAAAUUUGAGGGUGAUGAUAGAACUGUGAUAUUGCAAGUUUCCUACCAUUGAGAGCAGGCUGGUCCAAACUUGUCCAGGUCCCUUCAACACUGGAGGGACUUUGAACUGUAAGCUACUGCCAAGUUCCAGGGAUUUGGUAUCAAACUGACUACUAAAAUUCUCAGAAUGUUAACAAUUAUAGUCUUAGUGAAUAGCAUGCACUCUUAGUCUUAAAAUUCAGCAAGUUUAUUCUGGUCGGGCGUCUGGUCUCACAGGACAGGGUGAAUCUGCUGGUGUAUUUUUUUUUAAUCAUGUAAGAUUUGGCUGGGAAGACACGGUCUCAGCCUGAAUGAAAUGGAAACUUUUAAAAAAAGCAACGUCGGACGCACUUAAAGUAGUUCAUGACUGAGAAAUCCUGUUGUCUGAAGAGGACCAGACAUAAAGAACAUUUUGCAUCUGUCUAAUUUGUUUUCAUGUUUGGUGCUUUGGAUCACGUCACGGGAGAGGACACCUUCCUCCCACUCACCUUCCUCCCCGCAAAUUAGCCAUUUUGUAUUAUAUUACCUUGUUACAUGUUUUGAAAGUUUUUGGACCCCUCUGAUUGCAAUUGUUACCACAUAGUAUUGUACGGAGACUGACUUACUCGGACUUCUGCAUGCGGCCAAACUACUGGGAUGUCUGAGAACCAUUGUCAUGUGCAUUGGUGAAAGGUGAAACUUAUUAACACUGACGCAUUUCUUAAGCGGUUGGUUCCGUUCUAAAGCAGCCCACUCUGCACACCGCCCCGCCCCCAUCCCUCCCCCCACGAAAAAAAAAUUAGGGCUACUUUCCUCAUGUAUCAUUUCGGUGCUUGAACAGUGUGUUUUAUGUAUAUAUAUAUAUAAUGUGAACUUGCUCGUGCAUUUUAUAAACUUGCUUAAUUUUGUAUUUGCACAAAAAUCUUUUGCUUGGAUCAAUUUGCCAAAGUGGAUUGUUGGAUUUGUAAUCUUCAGCUUCCAUAAGCUGCUUUCUUCAGUGUUGUGGUUGGGAUUUUUAUUCGAGGGUGUCACAACUGCUUCUCAACAACCUGAUGUUAGAAAAAGACAAAGGCUGUAUUGCAGAAAAGUGGGUAUUUAGUAUGUAUUGGACCAGAGCAAAUGCUGAACAAACCAGGGAAUAUAAUGCUGGAACAUUGAAAGUAUUUAGUAUUCCUUGUCAUUUAACCUCAGUUCUAAUUAUUCAUGUGUCACGCUAUGGCCUUGAAGGAUGUAAAUGUUGAUGGCAAGAUUCUGACACAUUCUAGCAUCGACACCCCCACCCUCUUCAGCUCCUCCACACACUGACUCAGCCGCCCCUACUGGGACAUAGACUAAUAGUGUACACUUAAGUUCAGCAUGCGGCCAUCAAGUACAAGAGGAUGUGUAAUUGCCUGUUUAUCGUAUGUGAAGGGAAAAUUGAGUACAGGAACUCAGCCUGUCCCUGAAGCUUACUGAUGCAUGCAUCUGCAAUGCGGUGAGCGAUCGGAGGUCCCAGCUCGAAGUUUGGGAGGCUGUCUCGCUGCAACCCAGGGGCUGCCAGAGCUGCUCUUGGCUGAUAGUAGACAGACAGUAACAAGAUGACUUGUUAGGCAAAAGCUCCACAGAGAAAUGCUGCGGCUGACAGCUCUUGUCUGUCUUUAAAGCUGCAGUGGAUUAGAGUGCAGAAUGAUGGGGUACUCGGAGCUGGCGUGUCCACUGCGGAACACAGUCGAUAGGACUUCAUUGGGAAGCAGUGUUGAGAUGCUUGUGCUGCUCACGGCCACGCAGGGGACACCAGGGUGGGUUAGAUCUUUGCCCCUCUGGAACAACACUGUAGCCUCAUGCCAUCACAAACUUCACGGGCAACAGUGCAAAUGAGUUUAAAAAAGCAUCAAUAGAGACCGAAUCUAUCAUGGUAACUUGUUUAGGACAGGGAGAUUUGCAGGUAUAAAAUAGUCCCGCCUGUCGCCAGUGUUGCUGACACUUCAGAAUGCGCCCAUUGUCCAAUGCAUACCCAAGUCUGAUAAUGUCACACUCCGACAUCAGAGAUUCUGGGACCUCUGGCUGCAAGUCCAGCACUGUCUUUAAUAAAUUCCGUAUCUACAUUUAUAAAAGAGAGCCUAUUCUGUCUGCGAUAUGCCAUUGUCAUUCCAUGCAAAAGUGUUCAGAGGCAAGAACACAUAUCUCAAAAAGUACUUAUUAAUAUCAGCCCAUUAGCCUCACCGAAUCCCAGAAAUGCUUGUGUAGAGUCACUUAGACCCGACGGUAUUCCAACUAAAUCAUCACAUCUUGAGCAGAGAAAAAGAGCUGCCAUUGAAAGCUAAACAAAGACACUCCUGAGCCGCAGUAUAAAGACUUCACUCAACACCUACGCUUUGUUCCAGUAUUUUAAAAAUUAUUCACAGGGGUAUAGUUCAGUUCUCUGGCGACUUCCAACCAACAAAUACUAGACUUCUUCAAUUUUUUUUGCUGAUAUUACGAAAAAUGAACUUUGAAAAAAAGAGACUCCUAAUAACUUAUAGAACUGUAUUCUACACGUUGUAGUAUUAAGUGUUUCUCACAUAUUAUACAGCUAUGAAUCUAAAGCAAUUAUUUUUAGGCAAGUAGUUGUUUCUGUAUUUUCGGGAUAAUGAUUCCCCAGACUGACGUGCUCACAGAUGUGAUGGACAGGGCAGGACCUGGGCUAAUACACACCUUCAAGUUUUUUGUUUGUAAUUACAUAUUAAUGUAUUUUCGCGACAUACAAGUUAAUGGCGAAGAAAGUCCAUUCUAUUAUUGGCUGCAGUUUAAGGACUGUUACAGAUUUUUUUUAAAAAAUCCUAAAACCUCAUUGCUUCAUUUCAACGAACUUUUCAUUGUAAUUCUCUUGUUUAAUGAUGUUUUCAGUUUGUUUGCUCUGUUGUAUGUGAAAGUUGAUGCACUGCUUCUAAUGCUUGAGUAGUCACAGUAUGCUCUACAAAGUAUGGCUGUACCUGGGGAAUUGAAAAGCCUGCUUCACUUUGAUCUAAUAAUCAUGACAUUGGUAGUUUCAUAAAUACUGUAUGUACUGAAAAACAAGACAAGUUUUUUUUCCCAUUUAGUAGUUUGGAGAAAAGUCCUCUUUUUAUUUGAAAUUGUCCUCCUUGUACUUUCUGUACUAUAUACUGUCUCUGUUUUUUGCAUAAAAUGCAU
This is a messenger RNA of Hemiscyllium ocellatum (epaulette shark), 10703 nucleotides long. It is a transcript of the gene bnc2, whose product is annotated as basonuclin zinc finger protein 2. Bases 560 to 3526 code for a protein of 988 amino acids. Lineage: Eukaryota; Metazoa; Chordata; Chondrichthyes; Orectolobiformes; Hemiscylliidae. Gene Ontology annotation, biological process: regulation of DNA-templated transcription. The record is from RefSeq and is a predicted model, not a curated record. Gene Ontology annotation, cellular component: nucleus. The transcript is spliced from 6 exons.